Messenger RNA from Ooceraea biroi (clonal raider ant), 2675 nucleotides. RefSeq names its product ATP-binding cassette sub-family F member 2. NCBI's taxonomy places the organism in Eukaryota, Metazoa, Arthropoda, Insecta, Hymenoptera, Formicidae. The record is from RefSeq and is a predicted model, not a curated record. Gene Ontology annotation, molecular function: ATP binding; ATP hydrolysis activity.
AAUUUUGACGGUUUGGCCUCUUCUAUCGUGCGGUGCACGUGUGUCGCGUAUCGCACGGAUCACCCAUUCUUUUUGGCGCACAAUUAGGUGAUACUCGUAGACUUCCGCGCGACGUGGGACCACCGGGAUACCGUGCGGGAAGUACAUUGCUUGGAGGCGUCCUGUUACCACGGCUGUUCGCGACGACAUCGAAUUUCUUUUGUCCGCAGUGAGGUGAGAAUUGCAAUGCCGUCCGACGCGAAGAAAAAGCAGCAACAGAAGAAGAAGGAGGCUGCGAAGGCGAGGCAGUCCGGCAAAAAAUCGACGCAGAGCAACAACCAAGCGAAAACCGCUGAAGAUGCCAAGGAGCAGAGCCCGACGGUGGGGAACCUGCAGAAUGGCACCAAUGGCACGACUAUUAGCACUGAAGAGGCAUUGUGUCUGAAAUUGGAAGCAGAUGCCAGAUUGAAUUCAGAGGCACGUUCGUGCACCGGAUCAUUGGCUUCGCAUCCACGUAGCCGGGAUAUAAAGAUAUCUAACUUUUCUAUUACUUUCCAUGGCUGUGAACUGCUACAAGACACCAUGUUGGAGUUGAAUUGUAGUAGACGAUACGGUUUACUAGGUCUAAAUGGCUCUGGGAAGUCUACAUUGUUGGCGGUGCUAGGAAACCGCGAAGUUCCUAUUCCGGAGCAAAUAGAUAUUUUUCACUUGACUAGAGAAAUGCCCGCAAGCAAUAAGACAGCUCUGGAAUGUGUUAUGGAGGUGGAUGAGGAACGCGUGCGAUUAGAGAAACUCGCCGACGAAUUGGUGGACUGCGACGAGGAAGAUGCUCAGGAACAACUCAUGGAUGUAUAUGAGAGAUUAGACGACAUGUCCGCCGACACGGCGGAGGCUCGUGCUGCCCAUAUUUUACACGGUUUGGGUUUUACUGCAAAGAUGCAAAGAACACCUACCAAAGACUUCUCGGGAGGUUGGAGAAUGCGUAUAGCCCUUGCUAGAGCAUUAUAUGUAAAACCCCACCUGUUGUUACUCGACGAACCAACUAAUCAUCUCGACCUGGAUGCCUGCGUGUGGCUGGAGGAGGAGCUGAAAACCUACAAACGAAUUCUCGUCAUUAUUUCGCACUCGCAAGAUUUCCUCAACGGCAUUUGCACCAAUAUUAUUCACGUCAAUAAGAAACAGCUGAAAUAUUACACCGGUAAUUACGAGGCGUUCGUGAAGACGAGAAUGGAAUUACUCGAGAAUCAAGCGAAACAGUACAACUGGGAGCAGGAUCAGAUAGCGCACAUGAAAAACUAUAUUGCCCGAUUCGGUCACGGUUCGGCGAAAUUAGCCAGGCAGGCUCAGUCGAAGGAGAAGACUUUAGCAAAAAUGGUGGCGCAGGGCCUGACGGAGAAGGUUGUCAACGACAAAAUAUUAAACUUCUAUUUUCCAUCGUGCGGAACGAUCCCGCCGCCGGUUAUCAUGGUCCAGAACGUCAGUUUUCGCUACAACGACGACGCACCCUGGAUAUACAAAAAUCUGGAAUUCGGUAUCGACUUGGACACUAGACUCGCACUGGUCGGGCCAAACGGGGCGGGAAAGAGUACAUUGCUAAAGCUGUUAUAUGGUGAUUUGGUGCCGACAAGCGGAAUGAUUCGCAAGAACAGUCAUCUCCGAAUUGGCAGAUAUCAUCAGCACUUGCACGAAUUGUUGGACUUGGAUAUCUCGCCGCUCGAUUACAUGAUGAAGGCUUUCCCCGAGGUCAAAGAACGCGAGGAAAUGAGGAAGAUUAUUGGCCGUUACGGUCUAACUGGACGUCAACAAGUUUGUCCGAUUCGUCAACUGUCGGACGGCCAACGCUGCCGAGUCGUGUUUGCCUGGUUGGCCUGGCAGGUGCCUCAUCUGUUGCUGCUCGACGAGCCUACCAAUCACUUGGACAUGGAGACGAUCGAUGCACUCGCUGAUGCCAUUAACGACUUCGACGGCGGCAUGGUUCUCGUAUCGCACGACUUCAGAUUGAUUAAUCAAGUUGCCGAAGAAAUCUGGGUGUGCGAGAACGGCACAGUCACAAAGUGGAGUGGCAACAUUCUGAAUUACAAGGAACACCUGAAGAACAAAGUCCUGUCGGACAACCAGAAGAGACAGAAGGACCUGACGAGUCGCGGCAAAUAAUGCGGGCAGAGCGGUCCUGUCGCGUUCUCUCUCUCUCUUUCCAGUGCACUACGCCUCUAUUUAUAGCAAUUUCUUUUUUCUAAUAAUUGUAACUUGCUAAUUACAACAUCACUGACGCGCUGCUGUGUAGCACGUGAGCGAUUCGGUCGAAUUACUUAGCUAAUUUAUUGAAGUAUUACGCUGAAAUUGAUUCUCUACUCGAUGAUCAUAGCGCAUUACUCGCCACGAUAGGAAUCUAGAAAUAUUUAAAUUCGUGUUACCGCAAGGAAACGGAUUAAAAAAAUUUAAAGAUCAUUGACAAAAAUGCAAUUAUAAAGUAGAAACGUGUGGAAGUGUGGGGGGGGAAGGACAGAAAUUAGUGAUUUCUCUUUUAUGGUCAACUUUAUUAUAAACUGCGGAUUACAAAUUACAGACUAAUUUGAUUCACUUCAAGAAUAUAAAAUAUAUAAUAUGUGUACAGACAUUCGCAGGUACGAUCGAUUAUAUAGUUCCAAAAUACAUUUUUAUCUGUGUACGUGUAUAAAUAAUUAUGAUAUAACAAG